Messenger RNA from Telopea speciosissima, 738 nucleotides. RefSeq lists its product as uncharacterized. The transcript is spliced from 2 exons. Gene Ontology annotation, molecular function: protein dimerization activity; DNA-binding transcription factor activity. Bases 13 to 720 code for a protein of 235 amino acids. The record is from RefSeq and is a predicted model, not a curated record. NCBI's taxonomy places the organism in Eukaryota, Viridiplantae, Streptophyta, Magnoliopsida, Proteales, Proteaceae. Gene Ontology annotation, biological process: endosperm development; regulation of DNA-templated transcription.
AAAGAAGCGAUCAUGGCAUUCGAUUGGAAAGAAUGUGACGGAGUGGAAUCAGUCUCAGACGGCAAAUCAGGCGACGCAACCACCGCCAGAGGCUGCGUCGACGCUCGAGAGCGUCACAAGUUGGCCGAGCGGGAGCGGCGUAAAUCGAUGCGAGAGCUCUUCCUCUCCCUCCACGCUCUUCUCCCACACGCCAAAACUGUCCGCAAAGAACAGUCAGCAAUCCUCGAAGAGAUCAUCAAGUACAUCCCUUUGGCUGUCGCUCGCCUCCGAUCGCUCCAGAAUAGGAAAGACUCCCCUUCCUCUGCUUCCUCUAGGGGGUCACCAUCGCCGGUACCGCUGGUGGACCGCCACUCUGCUUCUUCUGACUCGUCGGAAUAUGACAUCCGAGUCUCGCCGGAGCCGCCGUCAAGUGUGUCGAUUCGGAUCAGAGGGGACCGAGUCAACGUGUCACUAGCCGAUACGAAUCCUAAGGGAACGUCACAGGUUCUCCCACUUUCUGCCAUAUUAGAUGAACUUGAAGCUCAUCACCUUCAACUUAUUCGCUCUACCCAUUGCCGUGAUGGAAGCAAGAUACUACAUCACACUGAGUGCAAGGUUUGUGAUGGGUUGGAUAAAUCCCCUGCUCUGUUUAAAGCUAGAUUACAGCAACUAGCUUCCAAGCUUCACAGAUUAAGGAAGUCAUCUUCUUCUCUGAAGAGAACAUAUGACCAGCUGGACUGAUUGACUGAAUGAUCAACC